Molecule: messenger RNA, 1185 nt
Organism: Macrobrachium nipponense
Lineage: Eukaryota; Metazoa; Arthropoda; Malacostraca; Decapoda; Palaemonidae
Product: mucin-2-like
Exons: 3
Coding region: 1-1185 (394 amino acids)
Source: RefSeq, a predicted model, not a curated record
AUGUACAUUCGUUUGUACGGAUGUUACAAGUCUAAUCGACCAAGGCACUUGCGAGAGCCACAUUCCUCUUGGUGUGAAGAAAGAGAUGGGUUCUAUUCCAUGGUAUUAGAGACAGGAUUCUCUAACCUGACUAAUAAGAUGAACCUAUUGACAUUCUGGGUCUGGGACGCCUCCUACUCCUCUUCCUCCUCUUCCUACUCUCCCCUCCUCCACCACUCAUCCUCCUCCUCUUCCUCCACCACUCACCCUUCCUCCUCCUCCUUCUCCUUGAUCUUCUCCUCCUCCACUCCUCCUCCUCCUCCUCCUCCUCCUACUCCUCUUCCUAUCCUCCCUCUUCAUCCCACAUUCCCCUCCUCCUCCUCCUUCUCCUUAAUCUGCUCCUCCUCAACUCACCCUCCGCUCCUCCUCCUCCUCCUCCUCCUGAACUCACCCUCCUCCUCCUCCUCCUACUCCACCACUCACCCACCCUCAUAUUCGUUGUCCUCCUCCUCCUCCUGUCACCUUCCUCCUCCUCCUCCUCCUCCACGCACCCUCCUCCUCCUCCUCCUACUCCACCACUCACCCACCCUCAUAUUCGUUGUCCUCCUCCUCCUCCUGUCACCUUCCUCCUCCUCCUCCUCCUCCUCCCACUCACCUCCUCCUCCUCCUCCUACUCCACACUCACCCACCCUCAUCCUCCUUGUCCUCCUCCUCCUUCUGUCACCUUGCCUCCUCCUCCUCCUCCACUCACCCUCCUCCUCCUCCUCCUACUCCACCACUCACCCACCCUCAUCCUCCUUGUCCUCCUCCUCCACCUGUCACCUUCCUCCUCCUCCUCCUCCUCCACUCACCCUCCUCCUCCUCCUCCUACUCCACCACUCACCCACCCUCAUCCUCCUUGUCCUCCUCCUCCACCUGUCACCUUCCUCCUCCUCCUCCUCCUCCAGCACUCACCCUCCUUCCUCUUUCUACUCCACCAUUCACCCUCUGUCUCCUUUUCCUACCCUCCCUCCUCCUCCUCCACCUCCUCCUCCUCCUCCCAUAUUCCCCUCCCUCCUCUUCAUCAUCCUCUUCAACUCACCGAAAUGCAAAGGUGAACGUUCUAGAUGUGAAAAGUUGAUUACUUCUCGAAAACAGCGAACAACAACAACCGACGCCUCCUCGAAUGAGCCCGACAUUUUAAUGGGAAUUUUCCCAAAAUUAUGA